This is a messenger RNA of Aplosporella prunicola CBS 121167, 858 nucleotides long. RefSeq lists its product as uncharacterized. Gene Ontology annotation, biological process: mitochondrial electron transport, ubiquinol to cytochrome c. Gene Ontology annotation, molecular function: electron transfer activity. Lineage: Eukaryota; Fungi; Ascomycota; Dothideomycetes; Botryosphaeriales; Aplosporellaceae. The transcript is spliced from 8 exons. Bases 1 to 858 code for a protein of 285 amino acids. The record is from RefSeq and is a predicted model, not a curated record. Gene Ontology annotation, cellular component: membrane.
AUGAGAAUUUUAAAAAGUAACCCAUUAUUGAGAUUAGUCAAUAAUUAUCUAAUUGAUGCAAGCCAACCCACAUUUUGUUUAGUGAUACAAAUAGUUACAGGUGUAACUUUAGCUAUGCAUUAUAACCCUAGCGUGUUAGAAGCCUUUAAUUCAGUUGAACACAUUAUGAGAGAUGUGAAUAAUGCUUCAGCAUUUUUUUUUUUAGUUUAUUUACACAUAGGUAGAGCUAUAGGUACUGUAAUUUUUAUAUUAAUGAUGGCUACGGGAUUUUUAGGUUAUGUUUUACCUUAUGGUGGUUUUUCCGUAAAUAAUGCCACUUUAAAUAGAUUUUUCUCAUUACAUUUUUUAUUGCCAUUUAUUUUAGCUGCACUAGCUUUGAUGCAUUUAGUAGCUUUACAUGAAGGAUCCGGAUCUAGACUUUACGAUAGAUUAGUUUUUUCACCUUAUUUUAUAUUUAAAGAUUUAAUUACAAUAUUUAUAUUUAUAUUAAUAUUAUCUUUAUUUGUUUAUUUUAUGCCGAAUGUCUUAGGAGAUAUAUUAAGAUCUAUCCCUAAUAAAUUGUUUGGUGUUAUAGCAAUGUUUUCAGCAAUUUUAAUAUUAUUAGCAAUGUCAUUUACAGAUUUAAGUAAAUUAAAAGGAAUUACAUUUAAGCCUAUAACUAAAAUAAUCUUUUAUAUAUUUACAGCUAAUUUCGCAAUGUUAAUGCUUCUAGGUGCUAAACAUGUAGAAACACCUUUUAUAGAAUUUGGUCAAAUUACUACUACUUUAUAUUUUCUACAAUUUUUAUUAACAGUACCCUUAAUAACUUCAUAUGAAAAUAGUUUAGGUCUAGGAAAAAAUAUUUCAGAAACGAAAUAA